Messenger RNA from Suillus bovinus, 942 nucleotides. RefSeq names its product UBC-like protein. NCBI's taxonomy places the organism in Eukaryota, Fungi, Basidiomycota, Agaricomycetes, Boletales, Suillaceae. The record is from RefSeq and is a predicted model, not a curated record. Bases 109 to 942 code for a protein of 277 amino acids. The transcript has 8 exons.
UAUUAAUAUUUGCACUUGUUUGUUGCGUGGUUUGGCCAGCAUCAAGUCGCCCGCAAGCUCUCAUCCACGACUCCUCCCCUCUCCACAGCCCCCAUCGACCCCGCAAUCAUGGCAAGUAAAGCAGCCCACAAACGUCUCGCCAAAGAGUAUGUGAGCAUGCAGAAAGAGCCGCCCCCAUUUGUUUGGGCAACACCCGAUGAGAAGAACAUCUUGACUUGGAAUUACCUUAUCCGCGGUCCUCCCGAUUCGCCUUUUGCUGGUGGGGAGUAUCACGGUGUACUCAUUUUCCCCGCCGAAUACCCCUUCAAACCACCGGGCAUCAAGAUGUUUACCCCUUCUGGUCGAUUCCAACCUGACAAGAAGAUUUGCUUCUCCAUGUCCGAUUUCCAUCCUGGUACCUGGAAUCCCGCCUGGAGUGUCGCCACGAUACUGACAGGCUUGCUAUCGUUCAUGCUCUCUGACGAGAUGACCACCGGCUCCGUGACAUCCUCAGACGGUCACAAACGAGCAUAUGCCGCUCGAAGUCACUCUCAUAAUUUGACACAAUCAAGAUUCAGAGAAGCCUUCCCAGACUACUGUACAGAUACUCUCCGAGAUCUACCAAAUAUGGGCGAGCGGGAGAGGGGGAAACCAGAUACUGCAGCCACACCCACUUCACCUAUGAGCCCUAGUCCGUUUUCUCCCUCUAUCUCAAGAUCUACCACAGCGACGCACCAGCUACAGGUGUGUGAUAAACAGCCGGCAGUACAGGCUCCCGCUACCACGACGACGUCGCACGCAAGCGAUGUCGUGAAUACCACUAGUUUGGCAUCUACAAACAAGCCAACUACGACACCGCAAGGGUGGACAGGGCAGCUGCGCCAGGUCUUGUGGGAGAAAUGGAGAUGGGGUGUGCUGAUUGCUUUCGCCGUCAUUGUGUCGCGGCUGUCAUCGAGUCCUUGA